Messenger RNA from Rotaria sp. Silwood2, 1059 nucleotides. Lineage: Eukaryota; Metazoa; Rotifera; Eurotatoria; Philodinida; Philodinidae. The record is from the annotation of a GenBank genome assembly.
AUGAAAAAAGAUCUAAGAAAAAAAGAAGGCCAUCGUCGUCAUCGAGCAAAUAUCAAUAAAUUAAAACAUAAAAAUAUGAGACUCCGUAAAAGAAUAUUUGAUUUAGAACAAGAAGUGAAACAACUUACUUCAUCAUUGCCAAUGAUAAAUAAACCUUCGUCACCGGAAACGCCAACACCAUCUCCAACAAAAGUCUUCAUAUCGACUUUAAGUCCAGCAGCUAAAAAGCGAGCAACUUUACGGUUAAUCAAUGAAGAGGAAAAUCUUCCACGUGGUACAGUAUCAGCUGUUCGACAGAAGUUUGGUAUUAAUUUAUCAAAUCAAUACUCACCUCCAUCAUCAACACCUUCUGAACUUGAAGAAAAAAUUAUCAAUUUCAAGUGCAGAGAUGAUAUAUCAAAAUUAUGCCCAAAUAAAAAGAAGAAAAUAAAUCAUCAACAAAUACGAUAUCGAUUGAAUCAUUUGACAGUUCUGCAUCAACAAUUCAAAGUAGAAACAAAAACUAAUGUUGAUUAUCAUACAUUCUUACGCUAUGUACCGUCAUUCGUUGUUAAGCCAAAAGUUGAUGAUUGGGGUACAUAUUUAUGUAUUAUUUGUAUAAAUCCACAGAUAAAAUUCGAUAAAUUGAACCAAUUAAAAUCAACAAAACCAAUCACCAAACAAUUAGUAAAUUCCAUGCCAAUUGAUCUGAAUGAAGUAUUAAAUAAUCAACAAUCAAAUAAACAACUAAAAGAUGCUUUACACGAACUUAAACGUGAAAAAUUUAGCUUAACUUAUAAUGAAUGGCAAAAAGUGAAAAUAUCUGGAAGUUCUUCUACGGUAUCAAAGAAAGUUCCAUUGGUAGCAUCGAUUGAAGAUUUUAUAGAACGAUUUUUGUUGGAAAUUGAAAACCUUAAACAACAUUUGCAACGUGUUCAUCAACAAUUCAAAGCUGCUAAAGAAGCAAAAGUCGAUGCACAACAAUCACUUGAUACGGUAACAAUUCAAAUCGACUGGGCUGAAAAUUAUAAUAUUCGACAAGCUCAAGAAGAAAAAGGUAUCUUACAGCGGUUGAACUAA